GGAACUGGGCAGAUUGUAAAGGCGGAGAGGGGAGUGCGUUAUAAACAGCUAGGAUGAGCUCAGGCUGGGUCGUGUUGUUGGGUUAAAACGAUUUCUGAUGCAUUUAAAAUAAAAAGAGAACGUAAGUUUAGAGUCAGCAGUACAACAUUUCCUGAUGCCAUUAAUUUGGAGUGUUUAGGGCGAGCUGUCUGCAUUGUUUACCACUCGUUCAAUUAAUCUGCUGUCAAAGAGUAUUUAGGACACCGAGUUAGUAACGAUGUCCAAGAUGAGCUGCAGUGAGAGGAGGUUCCUCAGUGGUGUUGUGGAAGGGUUUUAUGGACGUCCGUGGACUAUGGAGCAAAGGAAGGAGCUAUUUAGAAGGGAGCAGAAAUGGGGGUUGAACACAUACCUUUAUGCCCCAAAGGAUGACUACAAACACAGAAUGUACUGGAGAGAGCUAUAUACCUCAGAGGAGGCAGAGCAACUGAUCACACUCAUUUCUGCUGCGAAAGAACAUGACAUCGAGUUCGUCUAUGCCAUCUCACCCGGCCUGGAUAUUACAUUCUCAAACCCUAAAGAGGUUGCUGCUCUAAAGAAAAAGCUAAGUCAGGUGUGCGAGCUCGGCUGCAGAUCCUUUGCCCUGCUUUUUGAUGACAUUGAGCCAGAAAUGUGUGCUGCUGAUAAGGAGGCCUUUAGCUCCUUUGCUCAUGCACAGGUGUCUGUCACCAACCAGGUGUAUGAGCACCUGCAGGAGCCCCAGACCUUUCUCUUCUGCCCAACAGAUUACUGUGCAGCAUUCUGUACCCCUAAUGUCAGCCAGUCUUCAUACUUACUCACUGUCGGAGAGAAACUCCUCCCGGCGAUUGAUAUUCUCUGGACUGGGCCAAAAGUGGUGUCCAAUGACAUUUCUGUGGAGUCUAUAGAGGAGGUGUCUGGUGUUCUAAGAAGGCCGCCAGUGAUUUGGGACAACAUCCAUGCGAAUGACUAUGACCCUCAGCGGCUGUUCAUGGGACCCUUCAAGAACCGGCCCACAGAACUCAUUCCUAAACUCAGAGGAGUACUCACUAACCCCAACUGUGAAUUUGAGCCCAACUUCGUGGCCAUUCAUACACUAGCCACUUGGUGCAAAUCCAACACGGGACAGAAGGAUGUUGCUAUGGAUGGUGAAGAUCAGGGAUCUGACUAUAAUCCCAAGGAGGCUUUGCGGCUCGCACUGACUGACUGGCUGGUUGAGUUUGGAGUGGCUGAUCAACCUGAUGUGUCCCGCUCAGGCAGUGGUCGUGCAAAGAAAGAGUCAGAUGAAGAGCCCAUGCAGACAGAUGAAUACGUGCCAGGGCCCAGAGAGAACCCACUGUACACUGCCGAGCCACUUACCUUGGACGACCUAAUGCUGCUCUCCGAUCUCUUCUACCUGCCCUAUGAAUACGGCCCCACUGCUCUCAACAUGCUCCAAGAGCUGCAGUGGCUAAGAAGCAACAGUGACGCUGCAGCCUUUGGCCCUGUGGGAGCCGAGAACACCAAGGCCAAAGAAUGGCGAGAGAGAGCUGAGCACUUCGAAGACUUGUGUUCUGCAGUUGUCCAGAUGUUUAACAGGCUGUCGAAUGCACCCAACAGAACUAUUCUGUACGAUCUGUACAACUACAUCUGUGACAUAAAGAGUGGUGUGUCCUUAGCCAGAGCGUUCGUCGGCAGUUUGGGUGGUCGUCAAGCUCCUCCAUCUCAAAUUAUAAAUGAUGACCCGGAACCAUGGGGCUUCAGAGGGGGACUUUCUGGAGAGUUCCAGAGGAUGCUUCCAUGCCACGGGAACCGAGAUCUGUUUCGUACCCCUCCUGCCACUAGAGUCUACACUAUUCGACCAUGUACCCCCAAAGAUAAGGCUGAGGUUUUGAAAUUAUCCAAGGAGAUGCAGAGUGAGCCACUACAGCAGCUUGCAUUACUUGGUGACAGGCUGGUGGAAAGUCAGAUUGCUCCAUCUAAACACUGUGACCUGGUGCUGGAGGACGAGGUCGGUGUCUGUGGUUACGCUUUAGCCUUUACUGAUGCAAAGACAGCCUUGGACACAUCCCGGUAUCCAGAAACGAUGCUGAGAGAUUUCCCCUCUCUUAUGGUUAUUCAAAUCCACCCAAGAGUUCCAGAUCCGAACACGGCCAAGCGCCUGAUUGGCAACAUGUUCUCUUUACUACAAGAGGCUGGCUCGUCUGGUGUUUUCUGCGAGUUCAGAUCUAGCGACCGAAGAAUGAUGGACUUUCUCAGGACCCUGGGCCUGCUCCAAGUGCUUACAGUGGAAGGACUACAAGCCGGCCUGGUCGUCAUGGGAACAAAGCUGUGAAUAAGGAUCUGUGUUUCACAGAUAUUAAAGAUGUUGAUUUAAGGCCAUACAGUGCAUUUAUCGUUGAACAAUAAGAAAUAAUAGAAAAAUAAAAGUUUUACUUUGACAAGGAUGCUGCAGAUGUGUUUAAAAAAACUUCAUAAAGGGUUAAACAGUGUUGUUGUUUUUUUUUUAGGUGAUAAAACCUCUGAUUGGCUUUGGGGGAAAGUUAAAUUGUUGAAUGUCUGUGUGCUGCACACACAACGAAAGUCUCAUGAGGAAAAGUUCUGUUGUACUGAGUGAUGGCUUAAUCGUUUCGAAUGACAUUUUCUGGGUUAAUUUAUUAUUUUUAUUUGCGGUGGGAUUUAAGGAUAUGGAUGCACCAUGCAACAAUGAAAAUAUGCUUAUUCAAA
Molecule: messenger RNA, 2700 nt
Organism: Clarias gariepinus (North African catfish)
Lineage: Eukaryota; Metazoa; Chordata; Actinopteri; Siluriformes; Clariidae
Gene: ogal
Product: O-GlcNAcase like
Exons: 16
Coding region: 257-2308 (683 amino acids)
Biological process (GO): glycoprotein metabolic process
Molecular function (GO): beta-N-acetylglucosaminidase activity
Source: RefSeq, a predicted model, not a curated record